AUGAACCAUUUGGCUGUCCCGAGACAUCCUCUCAAUGUCAAACCAUCAGGAAACCAUAUUCUUCUUUCUGAUAAGGAAGUUCUAACUUUUCAGGAGCGUUGGUCCAAAGACUUGGGUUUACUAUCCAUUUUUUCAGAUGAGUUGUUAUACGAAAUCAUAUCUUUGAUAGAUAAUGCCAGCGAUCUCAAAAAUUUUGGCCAUGCUUCAAGAAUUUUGUACGCUUUCACUUACCAAGAUGAGUUAUGGAAAAACUUAUAUCUUCAACAUAAUGGUGAAGAUUCGUUAUCGAUAGAUUGGAAAGGUUCUUGGAGAAAAACAUUGUUAAGAGUAAAUGAAGAAGCAAAACCUCAAUGCCCUAACAACUUGCUUUGCUCUGAUUUACUAUUUAGACCCUACCAGUGCUCCAAAAUAGAUUACAAUGAACUCUGCAGAAGGAUUAUAGCGGAAGAGAAAGUCUACCACAAAAAAGGAAUAACUGAACAACCUAAAGACUCAUUCUAUAGAUCUGUUCUUAGAAUACCUGAGAAAGAAGUAUCGCUUCAAUAUUUUGAAAAGAAUCUUAUAAAUCACCCUUUUAUUUUGACUAACUCCGGAGUCAGUGAUAGAUGGCCCUCAUGGUCAUUAGCUUCUCUACUAGAGAGAUUUCCAAAAGUUAAUUUUAGACAAGAAUCAGUGAAAUGGUCUUUAGAAGCAUAUUCUAGGUAUCUUUCUGAAAACAGUGACGAAAGCCCUCUCUACCUUUUUGAUUGUGAUAGUUCAGCGAUAUCUCAACUAUCGAAGGAAUAUCAAGUUCCAGUUUGCUUUCAAAAUGAUCUUUUCACAGUAUUGAAUGAGGAAAGCGAUACCGUUGAAGGUAAAGAUAUAGUUAACUGUCGACCAAAUUUCAGAUGGUUGAUUAUUGGGUCGUCAAGAACUGGCUCAACGUUCCACAAAGAUCCCAACUCUACAUGCGCAUGGAAUGCUGUCUUGUCCGGUUGUAAACUUUGGAUUAUGAUUCCUCCACACUUGACGCCUCCUGGGGUGGGAACUGACAAGGACGAGAGUGAGGUAACAAGUCCUGUUUCGCUUGCAGAGUUCUUCCUCUCUGGUUUUUUCAAUGAUAUUUUAAAAUUAUCAAAGGAUCAUGAAAAUGAGGUCUAUGUCUCGGUUGUUUUCGCCGGAGAAUGUAACUAUGUUCCUAAAGGUUGGUGGCACCUUGUUGUUAAUAUAGAUGAUACAGUUGCGUUAACACAAAAUUUCGUCCCUUCACCAGUUUUACCAAGUGUUUUAGAAUUUUUUGAAAGAAAAUCGGAUCAAAUAUCAGGGUUCCAUUCAGCGAAAUUGGUAAAAUCAUUGAAUGUUUUGUUAGAGCGCAUGGAAAAAAUAGAUUCAUCUGAUGCGGAUUUCAUUCUUAGAAAACAAUCUCUAAAAAAAUAUAUCGAUAGCCAUGAAACCAAAAGCGCACCUAAAACAGCAAAGAGGGAUAUUCUACAUGAUGAGGUUGAUGAUGAUGAGGAAAUUUGUGAAAUUCCAUUAUUGGAAGCUUUUGAGGAGUUACUCAUUGAAAAAGGUUAUUCUGAAGUGCUUGAAAGUGCUAUAUUACAAAAUCAAGUCAAAAACUCAAAAAAGCAAACUAAGGGCUGGCAUGAUGUUGUUCAAAGCCGUAAUAAUGAAGAACAAGGCCAAUCUAGUGGCUUUGCAUUCGAUUUUGAUUUGUGCGAAGAUUCUGAUUAG
Molecule: messenger RNA, 1713 nt
Organism: Saccharomycopsis crataegensis
Lineage: Eukaryota; Fungi; Ascomycota; Saccharomycetes; Ascoideales; Saccharomycopsidaceae
Exons: 1
Coding region: 1-1713 (570 amino acids)
Cellular component (GO): nucleus
Molecular function (GO): cis-regulatory region sequence-specific DNA binding; protein binding
Source: RefSeq, a predicted model, not a curated record